Molecule: messenger RNA, 746 nt
Organism: Nymphaea colorata (pocket water lily)
Lineage: Eukaryota; Viridiplantae; Streptophyta; Magnoliopsida; Nymphaeales; Nymphaeaceae
Product: dirigent protein 22-like
Exons: 1
Coding region: 51-623 (190 amino acids)
Source: RefSeq, a predicted model, not a curated record
AACACAGACAUGCCUCCCCAAACAUCAGCUUCUCUGUGAAAGCCACCACAAUGGCAUCUUCCCUCCUUCCAAAAUGCUCCACCACCAUCUUCCUCUCUUGCUUCCUCUUCCUUCUUGCUGCUGCCGUGGAUGCCAAACUAGUUCAUAGUCAAAGAGUACUCCGCAGGCCGCUGAAGGAGAAGAUGUCCCACCUCCAUUUCUAUUUCCACGACAUCGUCAGUGGCCGGAACCCGACUGCCGUGACCGUCGCCGUAGCAAAGAACAGCACCUCGCUGACGGGCUUCGGGGAUAUUGUGAUGAUCGACGACCCCUUGACGGAUGGGCCGGAGUUGUCCUCUAAACUGGUGGGAAGAGCCCAGGGGCUGUACGCCUCGGCGGGGCUGCAGGACCUGAGCUUGCUGAUGGCAGUGAACUAUGUGUUCAUGGAGGGGAAGUACAAUGGCAGCAGCUUGAGCAUUCUGGGGAGGAACAUGGCGAUGCGGCCGGUGAGGGAGAUGGCGGUGGUCGGCGGCAGCGGUCUGUUCAGGAUGGCCCGUGGCUACGCCGUUGCGAGGACUCACUGGUUUGAUGCAAACACGGGAGACGCCACAGUAGAGUACAAUGUCUAUGUCGUCCAUUAUUAAUUAGAAGAAGCCAUGGCUGAUCACAUGGAAUCCUGAAUCCCAAAUAUAGCUCUUGUCAGUUGGGUCGCGUUUGUUGUUCUUUCUUAUGCCCAUUUUGCUUAUACAGUACCAAGUCUUUUAGCA